Messenger RNA from Scleropages formosus (Asian bonytongue), 8286 nucleotides. It is a transcript of the gene kmt5c, whose product is annotated as lysine methyltransferase 5C. The transcript has 10 exons. Gene Ontology annotation, cellular component: nucleus. NCBI's taxonomy places the organism in Eukaryota, Metazoa, Chordata, Actinopteri, Osteoglossiformes, Osteoglossidae. The record is from RefSeq and is a predicted model, not a curated record. Gene Ontology annotation, molecular function: histone H4K20 methyltransferase activity; protein binding. The coding region runs from base 725 to 7537 and encodes 2270 amino acids.
UAAUCUGUGAGUCGUUCUCACAACCAAGAAAAAAUCGGACGACCCUCCAUCUGACAGUCGGCUCCUGAAUGUGGAUGGGAGGCCUUGGUGAGAAUAGCGUCACCAGCGCGGAGCGCUCUUAUUGGUCAACGCUCUUCGAGUCAGUCGACUGGGGGCGGGGCUUCCCACAUGCACUCACGGUGUAGACCAAUCACAGCGCACGUUUUCGAACCGAGCGUCAGAGCGACCAUUGACACGAAGGAAAUGGCGUAGAGGGUCGCGGCGACUUAAGGGUGACAAAAAAAGUAAAGGUUUUUUUGCGCUGUUAGAGACGGUGGAAGUUCUGUAUUGAAAGGGCAAAAUAUUCAGUUAAAUUCCAAGGCCCUGUUAAAACUACCGGCGUACGUUUGCAAAUGAUUUCAGUGUCGCACUGGCACGGAAUAACGGUUCGCUGCAGGUAGCCGCUAGCUAAGGCAGUGCUGUGCACACGGCGGCGGCGCGGCACGCGCGGCUGCUGCUGGAAGCUUCCUUUGCCCAGUCUUCGUUCCUCCCAGGCUGUGCGUGUGUGGCGUGGGGACCGAGCGCCUGUCGACCGGGCUGCGAGGAGGGAGCGCGGAAGCUUAGUGAGUGUCGCCUGGCUCGGUUGGGGUGCCUCCAGGGGUUCCACCAUGCUGGGUCCGUGGUGAAGAAGAACGCUGGACCAAGAACCCGUUCCCCACUCUGAGUAUGUGGAUGCAGGGCGGAGAUGGAGGGGUGCAGUAGAAUGAGUGUCCGAGAGCUAUGCGAGACCGAUGACCUGGCCACCAGCCUGGUGCUGGACCCUUUGCUGGGCUUUAGCACCCACAAGAUGAACAUCAGUCCACCACCAGAGAUCCGCCGCUGGGGUUUCCUCAGGGAGAAGCUGUUGCGCUUCCAGCGUACCCAUGACUUCAGGGCCACCUUUGAGGCCCUGACUGGCGGCGAGUGGGCCUGGACUUACUUUGCUGAGCUGGGGUCUCAUAGGCAGGAGCUCCUGAGGCAGCAUGUGUACCGCUACCUCAGUGCUUUCCUGUUAGACAGCGGAGUACAGAUUGAAUCCUGUCACCGCUACUCUUCGGAAACCAACGGAGCAAAGAUUACCGCCACGCGACACUGGUCGGUGGGGGAGAGAGUGGAAGUGCUGCAGGGCUGCAUCGCGGAGCUGAGUCCUGCCGACAGUGCGGUACUGAGGGCCGGAGUGAACGACUUCAGUGUCAUGUACUCGACGCGCAAGCGCUGCGCUCAACUGUGGCUCGGCCCUGCUGCCUUCAUUAACCACGAUUGCCGACCCAACUGUAAGUUUGUCCCAGGGGACAAGAAUGGAGCGUGUGUGAAAGUGAUCCGGCCCAUUUCUCCAGGGGAAGAGAUCACCUGUUACUAUGGCGAUAGCUUUUUUGGCGAAGACAAUGAGAUGUGUGAGUGCUGCACAUGUGAGAGGAGGGGAGAGGGCUCCUUUAAGCAGAGAGAAAGACAAUCGAUGAGCAAAGAUCCUGCUGAGGCCUCAGGGCAAAAGUACAGCUUACGAGAAACAGACCUUCGCCUGAGUCGAGAGAAGGGGAUCUCUGCUCCGAGAACUUUCUCUGCUCUGUCCAACACAGCUCCUCCUAUAAAACAGUCCCUGGGUCAGCGGCUGAAACGGACUCCGCUCACUUUCAGCAACAACAGUAGAGGAAAGAUGAGAGUUCCAAAUGGAUGGAGGCAAGAAGAGAGAGGGAGAGCAGCGGAAAAAAAGAACAUUGCUGUGCCCUCUUUGUCACACAUUGUUUUUAAGGAAUUGAGAGUGCAGUUGCAUCGUUUACCAGAUUUACCAUUGCAGACCUCAGCAUAUGUAAUAAGAAGCGGAACACCUAAAGACUUGGAAAAUUGCAGGCCCUUUGCCAUUCCCCUGCCAUCAAGCGGACAGGACAAGGAAGGCAGAGAGAGGGAAACCUUGUGUUCAUCACCCACACCAGUUCACGACUUCACCACACGCCUCUUUGUUCUCAGCUCUCGCUCUGCUCCUGGCAGUGAUGAGCACUCUGUGGAGAUGCCCUUUGACCUGGUGGAGAAGUCCCUGCCAAGGGUCUCCACUAGCAGUGUCCAAAAAAAUGUGUGUGAACAUUUGAGCACCAGUUCUGCCUUGGCUCUUCCCAAAGAUUUUGUGAGCAGCAAGAAAAAUGUUAACAGUCAGAGUGUUUAUAAAAGCAUCAAUUUAACAGGAGCACUUGAUAGCGGCAGUGCCGGUGGUAGUAAAAGUAAAUCAGAAGGCUACAACAGUGAGGCUGUGACAGCGACCACAACUACUACUGAGUGUAUCAGCUUAGUCAGCAGCGGAUGCAUUAGUAACGUGGCUUAUGUUCAUAACUCAACAUACACUGGAGGAGAAGAGUACGAGAGCAGUGGGAUUCAGCAAGGAGGCUCACGCCAGCUUAUGGACGUGAGAAGAGAUGGGUGUGUGAAAGCACACACGCCGGGCACUGACAGGAACCUCCGGGUCACCAAACGCUCAGAGUCUAGUAGUCCAAGCAACUGUAGCAAAAGACAUACGGUUUGUAAACCUGAAGUGGAGUCCAUGGAUCAAGGACAUAGUAAUGGGCCUUGCAUCUCUGAUUCACCUCCAUCUGCCCCCUGCUCCUUGUUCUCCUCCUUCAGUUCCUCCAGCUAUGUGGCUUUACCGACUCCCCAGCAGCCGCUUUGGUCUUUGUUUAAUCGGUACCUAACAGUUGAUCUGGUCAGGCUAUCAAACGUAGAUGCUGACAGAGCUGGUCAGAAGGCAGAGAAGGGGGAUGGGGAAGGGAUGAAGGAGAAAGUAGGAGGGAGCAACGCUGGAGUAGAAGAGAGGCAAACCGAAACUAGAGUUUCCAGAGCACAGCAGAACUCUAAGAGGAGGAAUGGCAAGAAUUUUGGAAGACUUCAAGGUAAGAAAUGGCUGAGGGAGUUUCAUUUUAGAGCAGUUGAUUGCACAGGUACAGAAAGUGAUGCAGAUUGUAAUGUUGUGGCUAAUAUACCACAGGUGCAAGGAGGUAAUGGUAAGAGGACAGGAUGCAAGGCUGUUGAAUGUCAGACAGACUUAAAGGCCAUAAAAAAGCAAGCAGAAGAGGGAAGGAAGUAUAAGAACGAAAAUGAAGGAGAGCAAGAGAAGGGUUGUGAGAAUACAGCGACAAUGUUGUCAAAAUGCAAGGGUGUGGCUAAGAAAAUGAGGGAAAAUAUUGCAAGAGACCAUGCAAGUGCAAAUGACAGUGAAAUGCUUGCGUUGUCUAGGGAUAACAUUUGUAUUAGGGAGGUGAAAGUGCUGCUAUCUGAUAUUUUUAAAGACCUCAAGGGGAGGGAGGAAGUACAGUAUGUUGGGACUUAUCGGUCUCACAAAGGCAGGGAUUUUGAGAGUGCAACAGACAGGGUAUAUGUGCAGUUGCUUAAAGCAACUAAGGCAAAAAAUAACAGAAGGAGAAGCAGGGGUGGUAAGAGACAGAGAAAAGAGAAAAAGUUGAAGGUUCCUUUGUUUACAGCUGAUAGGACAAUCUCUGAUCAAGUGGAUACCUUGCAGCCAGUAUCUCCUCAAGUCCUUGAACAUCUCCCAACAGAUGGUGUAAUCUCAGAGGACCCCAAGCCUAGUUUUCAUCUUUCUCCACUAGUUAAUUAUGUUGUUAAAUCUGACUGUAUACCAUGUUUGGAUCCCAAUCCGCAGGCACAGGCCCAAACCAAUAUACCCUUAAAGAAAAGGAUGCCUCGAAAAGAAAUGGACGUGGAACCUGAACAUGGGUUAAAUGUUGCUUCUUCAGAGGUAUUUUCCAGGAACGUCACACAAUAUUUUCCAAAGCAAAACAAUGAUUUAAAUACAAGAGAAGAAGGUAAAGGGAUUGGAUCAGAAAUGAAGGACAGCGCAACUGAAAAAGAGCAUAGUUUAAGCAAUCACUGUAAAUCUGGUUUUAAAAUGAUGCCUGUUUUUCGGUUUAAGAAUGCCACCAUAAAUAGGACCUUUAAACAAAGUGCAACUUUCAAGAAGUUGCUUUUCAAGGUGAACUGCAGAAAACUAGUGAGGCGGCACAGGGCGCUUAUGAAAAGAAAGAGAAAGAAAGGGACAGUAGCUGAAAGAAAGACUGAGAAGUGUGAGAAAGAGGGGGAGGGAGAAAAGAAGAGUCUGAUUGCGAUCUUGGAUGGGUUUGAAAGUAUGGCACCACAGAUAGAGCAAAGUACAGGGAGUAAGCAGAAGGAAUCACCUGAAAGAAGUCAAAGAGAGAGUGUUCUGGGAAAUGAUGACCUUCAGUUGACAGAAAAUAGAAAAUCACAGCUUCCAGUAAGCUCUUCUGGGCACCAGAAGCCGUCAUCUUUGAGAAUUUGCUCAUCAGACUCCAUAGACCAGAACUCUGAAGAGCAGCCUUUGUCUGCAGAGACUCAGGAGCUAACAGGUGUUGAAGGUAAUGACCGUUGUGAGAGGGAAGAACUGAUGGAAUUGCAGCAACAGUCUGAAGCCCAGGUUUUGUCCAACUUGAACAGUUGUAAUGUUAAGGAUUGCUAUAAUUUCAGAUUUCGUUUCAAGAGAAAAAAAGGAGAAGAGUGGGAGGUAGAAAAAAAUGUGGAAGGACAAGAAAAUAUGGUCGAAAUUAACAAUCCUCUAACAAAAAGCCAAUAUUUAGAACCUUUUCCAGCUGUGGUGAACUCCUCCUCAGGUGUGGAUUUUGAAAAGAUGAAACCGGUAAAAGUCACUUCAAAGCAGAAACAACAGUGUAUGGGCAAUGUGGAAGAAGGGAGAUGCUUGGAAAGGAUGGAAAACAUUGGAGGAAAUGAGGGAGGGGAAGAAAGUGACAAAUUAGUGCCUUUUCCGAAUAACAUUCAGAAGGAGAACUGCAGAACUGGUGAGGUUCAUGACAGAAAAGGCUCUGAUAAAGAGGUUGACAGGCUUCGUUUACAGAACAAAGAUGAAAUGGAAAAAUAUGCCUUGACUGAAACGAGGAAUGAGGUCAGUUUCUGUAAUGCUUUUAAAGGGGAGCGGUCUUCAUUGAGAAUCCGACUGCGAAGAAAAGCCGGGGAAUGGGCAGUAGAUGUCGAGGAGAAAACACAGUCGCUUGGGAGGGCAAGACAAAGGGACUCAGAAAGAUUAUCUGACAUGGUAAAAAUGGAAGAGAAUGUUUGUUGCAGUCUGUUAGAGAUGCGGUAUGGUGGAAAACCCAAGUACCAGGAGCUCAAAGAUGACAGGUCUUCAUGUUUUCUGUUCAAAAGGAAAAGGAACCUGAAACCUAAAGGGCUACGAUGUCCAAAUACAAAGCCUUUCAUUGGCACUCUCUCUCUCCACACUCAUCAUAGUGCAGGUGAAGAUACCGGAGGAAACUGGAGACUGAAAAAAAGAAGAAAAAUCAUUGCAGAUAAUGGAAGGGUAUCCAGAAUGCAAUCAAGAAAAAAGAGAGUGCGGCAAAAGGGAAAGAAACAAAAAAGGACCACUUGCUCAAACCAUAACUUCCAUGCCAAUAACCGUCUCUCCUCUGCACUUACACUUGAAGCAGCAAAUCCGCUGUGGUCCUCUGACAGCAGUUUCCACACUGAUAUGAAUUCUACCUCCUUGCCGCUGCAGCCCAAACCUCAAUCCUCGCCUUUCCUGUCUGAAAGGUCUCUUGUUGCAGACCCCAGUAACGUCGAGUGUUGUGACGAACUUCUAGACUUUCAGUCGUUAAAUUUAGAAGGAUAUUAUCAGAUUACUCAGCAAACCAGCCUCGAAAGCCCGUUAACAGAGUUUUGCACGCUGGAUGGAGAAAAUCAAUCAGCGUCCCUCAAUAGUCCCUUCCCUCGUUCAGCAUCUGAUGUGUGGCAUGCGGAGUCUGCACAUCUAGACGCACCAAGUCCAGGAAGUAAUUUCAGCCCAAGGACAGACCUGGAAUGUUUUCCAAAUUUCUGCUGUCCAAAAGUAGAAGCUCUCUCUCUGAAUGAAUGCCACCAUUCCGCCAAAGAUGUGCUUAAAGAUUGUGCAUCAGAUUUAUCUGCCUCAAUGUCUGAGGUUCAGAAAAUACCUCCUGUGAUCCAUCCUUUUCUGGAUAAAAAUCAAAUAAACCCCAAAAAGCAGGAUCAGAGGGUGCACUCCUUACCUCUUGCUGGAAGAAGUUGUUGCUCAGUUAAAGAAUCACCACUGUGUGACGCAGCAUCCUGUCCUCGGUAUUUUUCACGUUCAGGCCCUCUCAGUCAAGUCAGUUCACACAAUUACAACUUUGGUUCCAGGGGAAAAGCCCGUUCAGACUGUGCACAAGUCCAGGAACUUGUGCAAAACAGAGGCUUUGCACCCUCAAGCAAAUCUGAGUCUUUUUAUACAACCCAAACAAGUACUAGUGUGUACGAUCUUGGGACACAGACUCAGCCUGUAAAGUCAUAUCAUUCGACAGUGGGACCAAAAUCUGAACUGUACUUGAGUACUCAAACUGUUAGCCUUGGAGAUACAUUCCGUUGUGCGUAUGACAAAAAUGUUGGCAUUUUCCACAACUCCGAUUACUCAGUAAAAAUUCAAGGUUGCCAGCAAAGUCAGAAUGUUCAUGCUGCCCAUUGUCAAGAUGCGAUGGCUGUCAGAAGCCACAACUUUCCAUGCAAGUCUGGGUACGGAGAUUCGGGAAAGGGUAGUCUGUUCUACGGUGCAUCAAAUUCCGCUUCGGGUUUUCAUCAAGGUAACUUCCCAGAGUGUGACUUCACUCCAAACCUCAACAAGUCUCUUUGUCACAGAGAUUCAGUUUACCUGACCUCCAGUAAAGACACGAUGACUUUUGAGAAACAGCCGCCUGAAAAGUUUCAUCAUUGCUGUAGUUUAAGUGAUAAAGACAUCUCUCAUUUGCCUAAGGCUUUCCCACUUUCAAACCCAGUUCAUGUAAAUUACUGCUCAUCUCACAACAAGCACCCAAAUCAAGACAAAGGUAGAACUCUUCUUCACCCGGAGAACUCCCCAGCUACAUGUAACAUGUCUGCCUGUCCAGACAAAUGUCAGCUGCCUUUUACCAAGGCUUCAUCAUUCACAAACUGUGAAUCUUCUCACCUUGCAUACAAUCCAUCUCUGUCUUCUGUGGACCAACAGCAGCCGAUGUGUCAGCACAUUAGCCCUCAGAUUGUUCGCACUCAAAGUUCUGACCAGCAGGUGCCAGUGAACAAGGCUUCUUCCCACUGUUAUAGUCAAGCUUCCCCCUGUGUGUUGAACUUCACAGGUGAUCACUCUGUGAGUCUAGAUUACAAAGAUGGAAGAGAGUAUUUGAACUACCCCUGUUCCACGCCUACCAGUUAUGCUUACCGCUGCUUGAUGGAGCCCUCUGGGACACAAGGCAGGCUAGUCCUUGAGCCGUGUAGGCCAUUGUCCUCCAACUAUUCCUCCUUUCCCUCUUUCGGCAGCAGUGCAGGCCUGGGGAGCUUGGAUGAUCAGGGUAGGAGGGAUGUGCAUGAGUCUAGCCAAGGUGCGGGCCAACCUUUGCAGUGUGGUGCUCGCUCUCUCCAUGCAUCAUCCCACUCGCUCAUCCCCCCUCACCCAGACAGGAAACCCAAGCGACUAAGGCUUGUUGUAACUGAGGGAACUGUGGAUCUAGACCUGCAGUAUGCAGACUAAUGGAAACAUCAAUUUUGUCUUGUUCUUGUGCUGGUAGUUGAUACUUAACUGGUACAAAAGGAAUUGGUUCACAUUUCUACGAGUUGUUUUGAUUUGUCUACUUUAUAGAACAGAAUUUUUCCUGAAGAAUUUUUAAGAAAUGACUUUUUGGCGUGCAAGGUUAUUUCUAUUGUUUUUAUAUUGACAGUUAUGAAAAGAUACAAUUUAUACAUUAAUUUUUAUUCUGAGACUAUUGAGUAAUGGUCUUAACCAGAAUCUGGUGAAGUUUAACCAGUUAUUACAGUUUCACAAUGAUACUCAUUGUCUUAAUUUUUUUUAUUCACCCAAAACUUUGGGACAUGACAUUUCUAGUUGAUUAAAUAGCCUGAAAAUCUUAACACUCAAAGUCCCCCCCCCCGGAGAUGUAUGAAUGAUGUUUUUUUUUUUUUUUUUUUUUUUUUUUUAAAAAAUGAGCUGUUACUGUAAAUGUAAUAAACACCAGAUUUUUUGAGAAGUGCCACAAGUUUCUGCUGGUCUGUUGUUGCCGAUCUUAGUAGGAACCGAUAGGGGGUGUCGAAGUGCUCUGUAGUGAAUUGUGUGGUACAUUUGAGUCGGUUUUUUUGGACAUACUGUGCUGUUGUACACAGGAGGCCAUGAAUCUGACGAAAUGCGCUGUGUUUUGUAUCAGCGUCUGUGUGUUUGACUGGACUCAGACUGGAUUCAGCAGCGCAGCCUGUCAUACAACUCAUAAAGUUGCUGACCAUCCACUG